AUGAACAGCUAUUUAUCACCUCGUAUGAUGAUGGGGGCAGCUAUUGUGGGGCUUGUUGGUGCUGCUGGUAUGUUUCUUUAUGAACAAGUAUAUGCUGAGAAAAGGAGAGCUAUGUUAGUGAGUGAAGUGGCAAAAUUGGACAAGCAAGUAUCAAGUAUGAGAGCCGAGUUGGAAGCCCUUAGAGAACUACAGAAGGAAACAAGAAAUAAAAAUACGGUUGACCCUUUAAGAGUUAGGCUAGCGCGGCGCGCAAGGGCAAAGCCCCGGAUCCGACGUGAGGUGACCCCGGCAGGCGAUGCCACAGACUCCGAAUAUUAUACAGAUUGUCAUUCCAUUGUUGGUACCGAUGUAGAGUUCGACAGUGAAGAGUUCUACGAUGUGCCAUCUGAUGAAGAGGACACCCUUAAGGAGUCGCUUAAGAAUGGACAUCUUACUUCCUCGGAAAGUUUAGAAAAGGAUCCAACGCCACCACUUAAACCACCUAGAAAUAUCAGUACAUAG
This is a messenger RNA of Leptosia nina, 501 nucleotides long. The record is from the annotation of a GenBank genome assembly. NCBI's taxonomy places the organism in Eukaryota, Metazoa, Arthropoda, Insecta, Lepidoptera, Pieridae.